AUGCCCUCGACUAAAGAUAUCAAGCGAGCCCUGGCCCGCAUCCGGGCGGUGAUGCCCCAGGAGAAGACUGUGGGGUCUCGGCAGCGAAACAUCCGGCUCGGCCUCGAUCGUAUCUCCCGCGCCAUCCCUGCCGAGCAGAACUGGGUCGGCGUCCACGUCGGCGGCACCAACGGCAAAGGUUCCAUCUGCGCCCUCCUAGCAGGCAUGUUCAGGCUCGCGGGCAUCAGUCACGGCACCUUUGUCUCGCCCGCCAUGCCGGAGCGGCACAACGGCGUCACGAUCAACGGUCUCUACGUCAACAAGCGCAUGUACGAGACGGAGCGGCAGCAGGUCGAGGCCGCCUUCGGUCGCCGGGCCGGCCGCUGGCUGUUCUCCCCCGCCGACGCCGCCGAUGACGGCGGCGAGCUGACGCCCUUUGAGCUCGACACGGCGACGGCCUUUCGCAUCUUCAACAAGAUGCACGUCCGCUACGGCGUCGUCGAGGUCGGCAUGGGCGGUUCGACGGAUGCCACGAACGCGAUGCGGUCCAAGGCCGUCACCGUCAUUUCCAAGAUCGACCUCGACCACCAAGAGUACCUCGGCAACAGCAUCGAGGAGAUUGCGAGCGUCAAGGCGGGCAUCAUGCGUCCCGGCGUCCCGUGCAUCGUCGACCACACAAACGCCGGCCCCGUCCUCGCCGUCCUCCAGUCGCACGCGCAAAAGGUGGGGACGCAGAUCAGCCUGUCGUCCAAGGCCUCGCCUCUCCUGGAGGCGCUCGACCGGCACAGGUUCCCGCUCGAGGACUACGAGCGGCAGAACCUGCUCUGCGCGACGCUCGCCUUCAAGAGCCUGUUCCCUCACCUCGACGUCGACGCCAACAAGCUGCUGGGGACGAAGCCUCAUCUGCCGGGGAGGAAGGAGUACGUCAAGGUGACGAAACUCACCGGCGGCGGCCGGCAGCGGCCGAUCCUGGUCGACGGUGCCCACAACAUGCUCGGCGUCGAGGCGCUGUCGAAAUACGUCGAGAGCAAGGUCAGGCGCGACGACGGGCCCGUCAGCUGGGUCCUGGGCUUGUCCGAGAGCAAGUCGAAGCCGUUUUCGCGCAUGCUGGAGACGCUCCUGCGACCCCAGGACAACCUCGCGUUUGUCGAGUACACGGCGGGCACAAACGACCCUCUGGCGACGCCGGCGGAUCUCGGGCGUGCCGUCGGCAAGGACGUGCUCCGGCACGAGUCUCAGCUGUACGAGGGGGACGACUCGGUGGCGGCGGCGGUGCAAUGGGCCUGCGCCAAGGCAGAUGAGGGACCGGUCGUCGUCGCCGGCAGCCUCUACCUCGUCCGGGAGCUCUACAAGACGGAGGGCGUCGAGCGGGGAAGGAAAACGGGUACGAGACGACCGGGACGUGCGCAGCUCUGGCACUAUACUCAACUGUCACAGACGAGACCCCUUAGCGCCGAAGAGGCGCGCGAAUUCAAGCAGGCCAGACGUCACUGGUACCUGUCGCCGCGGCGGACAUGCGGCAACGGCGCAGCAUCGUUGACGGUGCCGGUGCCGGGAAGGACACGGCAGCUGCAACGGGUCGCGGCCCACCACAGGAACCAGGCGGACGGGUACCGAAGCGCCAUCAAGAGCAUGAAGAAGGACAUGGAGGGGGAGAGGGCGAGUGUCCAGGAGGGGCCAAAGUCAACGUUCGAGGAGCUGCAGAGGCGGCGCGAUGCACACCUCGCAUCGUACAGCAGCGCCAUGUCAAAAAUCCGCGGACGCAGCCCCGAUCCAGAGAAGAAGCAUCGGAGCCGCGAGGAGAUUUUCGGAUGGCGCGAGGCGGCGGGGACGAACAGGCGGCCGAGCAAGGAGCACGAGCAUGGGGACGCCAGGGGGGCGAAAACGAAGGCGGACGUGAAGGCGGAAACGACGGCGAGCUCAAAGGCCGAAUCAAUGACCGAACCCAAGACGGCAUCGAAGACGGCGUCAAGCGAGUUGGUUGAUGACGGGAUGCGGGCGUCCCUGGCAGCCCUCGGAAACGUUUCCCGAGAGCAGCAACGCGAGCAGCAACGGGACUAG
Molecule: messenger RNA, 2040 nt
Organism: Drechmeria coniospora
Lineage: Eukaryota; Fungi; Ascomycota; Sordariomycetes; Hypocreales; Ophiocordycipitaceae
Product: dihydrofolate synthetase Fol3
Exons: 1
Coding region: 1-2040 (679 amino acids)
Biological process (GO): folic acid-containing compound biosynthetic process
Cellular component (GO): cytosol; cytoplasm; mitochondrion
Molecular function (GO): dihydrofolate synthase activity; ATP binding; tetrahydrofolylpolyglutamate synthase activity
Source: RefSeq, a predicted model, not a curated record